This is a messenger RNA of Megalops cyprinoides (Indo-Pacific tarpon), 2568 nucleotides long. It is a transcript of the gene cdc5l, whose product is annotated as CDC5 cell division cycle 5-like (S. pombe). NCBI's taxonomy places the organism in Eukaryota, Metazoa, Chordata, Actinopteri, Elopiformes, Megalopidae. Gene Ontology annotation, biological process: regulation of transcription by RNA polymerase II; mRNA splicing, via spliceosome. Gene Ontology annotation, cellular component: spliceosomal complex; Prp19 complex. Gene Ontology annotation, molecular function: RNA polymerase II transcription regulatory region sequence-specific DNA binding; DNA-binding transcription factor activity, RNA polymerase II-specific. The transcript has 16 exons. The record is from RefSeq and is a predicted model, not a curated record. The coding region runs from base 113 to 2512 and encodes 799 amino acids.
CAUAUUGAAAUUGGUGUUUGGAGAGCACGUCGCGUACAGUUUGUUAUUUUUGCAUACUUUUUAGUUUAUUUAAUUUUUGCGGCAUACGGUGUAGAAAGAUUCCAGUUUCAAGAUGCCGCGUAUUAUGAUCAAGGGGGGUGUGUGGCGAAACACCGAGGAUGAAAUUCUUAAAGCGGCGGUUAUGAAAUAUGGCAAAAAUCAGUGGUCUCGGAUUGCCUCGCUGCUCCACAGAAAAUCUGCUAAACAGUGCAAAGCUAGAUGGUACGAGUGGCUGGAUCCCAGCAUUAAGAAGACAGAAUGGUCUCGCGAGGAGGAAGAGAAGCUGCUCCACCUGGCCAAGCUGAUGCCCACACAGUGGAGAACCAUCGCCCCCAUCAUCGGGAGGACCGCUGCCCAGUGCCUGGAGCAUUACGAGUUCCUGCUAGAUAAAGCUGCACAGAGGGACAAUGAGGAGGACACCGGGGAUGACCCUCGCAAGCUCAAACCUGGCGAGAUCGACCCCAACCCGGAGACCAAGCCUGCCAGGCCAGACCCUGUGGACAUGGACGAAGAUGAACUGGAGAUGCUGUCAGAGGCCAGAGCUCGUCUGGCUAACACUCAGGGCAAAAAGGCCAAGCGGAAAGCCAGAGAGAAGCAGCUGGAAGAAGCCAGACGCCUGGCCGCCCUGCAGAAGCGGCGUGAGCUGAGGGCCGCUGGCAUUGACGUGCAGAAGAAGAGGAAGAAGAAGCGAGGCGUGGACUACAACGCUGAGAUCCCCUUCGAGAAGAAGCCGGCUCUGGGAUUCUACGACACCUCCAUGGAGAACUACGAGCCCUUGGAGCCAAACUUCAAGCGUCUGCGACAGCAGCACUUGGAUGGAGAGCUGAGGAAUGAGAAGGAGGACCGAGAGCGUAAAAAGGACCGACAGAAGAUGAAGAAGAGGAAGGAAUCAGACCUGCCUUCCGCCAUCCUGCAGACAAGUGGGGUGUCCGAGUUCACUAAGAAGAGGAGCAAGCUCGUCCUGCCUUCUCCACAGAUAUCUGACUCAGAGCUAGAGGAGGUGGUGAAGUUGGGCCAGGCCAGCGAGAUCGCCCGACAAACCGCAGAGGAGUCUGGGAUCACCAACUCUGCAUCUAGUGCCUUGCUGUCUGAAUACAACGUCACUAACAACAGCAUGGCCCUGCGUACACCCAAGACCCCUGCCGCCCAGGACAAGAUCCUGCAGGAAGCACAGAACCUGAUGGCUCUGACCAACGUGGACACACCCUUAAAGGGGGGUCUGAACACACCUCUCCACGAGAGCGACUUCUCCGGAGUCACCCCUCAGAGACAGGUGGUGCAGACGCCCAACACAGUACUGGCCACACCCUUCAGGACCCCCAGUCAUGGGGCAGAGGGCCUAACCCCCCACGGGGGGAUGACACCAAAACCAGCCAUGGGCGUGACCCCAGGACGGACUCCCCUCAGGGACAAACUGAACAUCAACGCCGAGGAGGGGAUGGUGGACUACUCCGACCCUGCCUACGCCAAACACAUUCAAAGAGAGUCGCGUGAGCAGCUGAAGAUGGGCCUGAUGAACCUGCCGCUGCCGAAAAAUGACUUCGAGAUCGUGCUGCCGGAGAACGCCGAGAGGGAGCUGGAGGAGCGCGAGACGGACGACAACUUCGUGGAGGACGCCACUGACAUCGAGCUGCGCAAACAGGCCCUCAGGGAGGCGGAACGCGAGAAGGAGAUGAAGCAGAGACACACAGCAGUGCAGAGGGCUUUGCCCCGCCCCUCAGAGGUGAAUGAGACCAUCCUGAGGCCACAGAAUGUGGAGCCGCCUCUGACGGAGCUGCAGCAGGCUGAAGAGCUCAUUAAGAGGGAGAUGAUCACCAUGAUCCACUUUGACGGCCUGCACCACCCCUACAUCAAGAGAUGCAAGGGCACCACCUCUGGCUCCAACAACGCCGAGCACAUUGCAUACCUCGACAAAACGGCCUACGAGAAGGUGCCCGAGGAGGACCUCAGAAAGGCUGAUGAGCUGCUGCAGCAGGAGAUGGAGGUGGUGAAGCACGGCAUGGGCCACGGAGACCUGUCUAUGGAGGCAUACAGCCAGGUGUGGGAGGAGUGCUACAGCCAGGUGCUGUACCUGCCAGGCCAGGGCCGCUACACCAGGGCUAACCUGGCCAGCAAGAAGGACCGCAUUGAGUCCCUGGAGAAGAAGCUUGAGAUAAACCGUGGUCACAUGACCGCGGAGGCGAAGCGAGCGGCGAAGAUGGAGAAGAAGAUGAAGGUGCUGCUGGGGGGUUACCAGUCCCGUGCCAUGGGCCUGAUGAAGCAGCUCAGCGACCUGUGGGACCAGGUGGAGCAGGCCCACGUGGAGCUCCGCACCUUCCAGGAGCUGAAGAAACAGGAGGAUACCGCUAUCCCACGGCGGCAAGAGGCCCUCAGAGAAGACGUGCAGAGGCAGCAGGAGCGAGAGAAGGAGCUGCAGCAGCGCUUUGCUGACCUGCUGUUGGAGAAAGAAACCCUGCUCUCCUCUAAGGUUUAAGCCCCCCCCUACAGAAAGAAACCCUGCUCUCCUCUAAGGUUUAAGCCCCCCCCCCC